Apiotrichum porosum is the source of this 303-nucleotide messenger RNA. It is a transcript of the gene CKS1, whose product is annotated as Cyclin-dependent kinases regulatory subunit (Cell division control protein cks1). NCBI's taxonomy places the organism in Eukaryota, Fungi, Basidiomycota, Tremellomycetes, Trichosporonales, Trichosporonaceae. Bases 1 to 303 code for a protein of 100 amino acids. Gene Ontology annotation, molecular function: protein kinase binding; cyclin-dependent protein serine/threonine kinase activator activity; histone binding. The record is from RefSeq and is a predicted model, not a curated record. The transcript is spliced from 7 exons. Gene Ontology annotation, biological process: regulation of mitotic cell cycle. Gene Ontology annotation, cellular component: SCF ubiquitin ligase complex; cyclin-dependent protein kinase holoenzyme complex.
AUGCCAUCUCACCGCCAGGCCCCGCAGGGUCAGACUCUUGAGGAACUCGCAGAGCGCAUCAUCUACUCGGAGCGAUACUCGGACGACAACUUCGAGUACCGCCAUGUGAUCCUGCCCAAGAACAUGCUCAAGCUCAUUCCCCGAAACUACUUCUCGACCGACGAGUCGGGACUGUUGCGUAUUUUGGAAGAGCACGAAUGGCGCGGUAUCGGCAUCACACAGAGCCUGGGCUGGCAGCACUUUGAGGUCCACGCGCCUGAGCCCCACAUCUUGCUCUUCAGGCGACCACUGCCCAGCAAGUAG